AUGGAAGAAGAUCCAGGUCCAUCGACGCCAUCUCGAAAGAGAUCUCGCUGGGAUAUCGAGGAAGAAACUAGUCCGACAGAACAACCUCUGAAACGCCGUCCAAAGAGUAAACAGGUCAACGACACACCCGAGCCCUCAUACUCUAUUCCACACAUUCUCCCCCGGUCCCAGACCGCCUCCCAAAAUGUUCGACCGUCUCAUAGUGCAUAUGUUCCCCCACGGACACUGCAUCCUACGCUUCAGCCUUCACGCUCUGUGUACUGUUACGAGAGGCUUAACUCUAUCGAAGAAGGCUCAUACGGUGUUGUAUUCCGCGCAAGAGACAAAGAAACUGGUGAUAUCGUGGCAUUGAAGAAGCUCAAACUCGACGAGGAGAAGAACGGGUUCCCUAUAACUGCUCUGCGGGAAAUCAAUUCGCUAAUGGCGUGCAAGCACGAAAACGUUGUCGGGAUCAGAGAGGUUGUUGUAGGGGACACUUUGACACAAGUUUUCAUCGUGAUGGACUUCAUAGAGCACGAUUUGAAGACACUAUUGACCGUCAUGCCAUCACCAUUUCUACAGUCCGAGAUCAAGACACUCAUGUUACAACUACUGUCAGCAGUAGCAUAUUGUCAUGAACGAUGGAUUCUCCAUCGUGACCUUAAAACCAGCAAUUUGCUUAUGAACAACCGCGGUACCAUCAAAGUGGCCGAUUUUGGUCUCGCCAGACGAUACGGCGAUCCAGUUGGCGUGGGUGGCUUGACUCAACUUGUUGUGACCCUCUGGUAUCGCGCGCCUGAGAUCCUCCUCGGCGCGAAGGAGUAUUCCACCGCCGUGGAUCUGUGGUCUGUGGGAUGCAUAUUCGCUGAGUUGCUCUUGAAGGAGCCGCUCUUCCAGGCGAAGGGUGAGAUCGAGCUGCUUUCAAUGAUCUUCAAACUGCUCGGGCCUCCGACUGCCCAUUCGUGGCCGGAUUACAGCUCACUACCACUGGGGAAGACAAUUACCCUUCCUCCCCCCCAUCCUCCACAGCUUAGACAGAAGUUUCAGUACAUCACUGCUGCUGGGAUUGAUCUCCUAUCACGGCUACUAACGUAUGAUCCUGCGAAAAGGAUAUCAGCUGUGGAUGCUUUAAAGCAUCCAUAUUUCAGCGAGUCGCCUUUCCCCAAGCAUCCAGACCUAUUCGGCUCAUUCCCCUCUGCAGCAGCAGGAGAGAAACGGAGAAAACCAUACGAGAGCCCCCCUGCUCCUGUUCGUGCCAUAGAUCACAAACUUCUCACCGAGUUUGAACCUUAG
Molecule: messenger RNA, 1272 nt
Organism: Fibroporia radiculosa
Lineage: Eukaryota; Fungi; Basidiomycota; Agaricomycetes; Polyporales; Fibroporiaceae
Exons: 5
Coding region: 1-1272 (423 amino acids)
Biological process (GO): protein phosphorylation; regulation of mitotic cell cycle
Cellular component (GO): nucleus
Molecular function (GO): cyclin-dependent protein serine/threonine kinase activity; ATP binding
Source: RefSeq, a predicted model, not a curated record